AUGGUUGGCUUUGGAUUCUCAUGGACCGACUCAUCGGUAGAAGUCAUCAACCGCUUGACCCCGGAAUUGCAAGACCAGGUCAUGAGAGAACUCUUCAGCCAGGAAGGCAAUAACAUGGGCAUCAUGAGGCACACGAUUGGUUCUUCAGACCUCAGCGGAAGACAGUACUCUUUCGACGACAAUGGACCUAGCUUCAACGAAGGAGAACCGGAUCUGGAAUUACAGAAUUUUGACAUUGGAGAAGAUGGCAGGGCAAUGGUGGAGUUGAUUGCUCGUAUGGGAAAGUACAAAAGUGAUGUCUUCUUGAUCGGUGCGCCUUGGAGCUAUCCCGGCUGGAUGAAACAUAAUGGUCUCUUCGUGGCGCCGAAUUUGAAUCCCGAAGUGGGGGGGAGUUAUAUGAUCAUGAAUAAUUCUUUCGACGCGCAGUAUAUUCCUCAGGCGGCGAGGUAUUUUGAGAAAUGUACGUCCCUUCGUGGGUCGGACUGUUGCCUUUGUACAACAAAAAAUGCUAACACGUUCAUGACAGAUUUGGACGCCUACAAGGACCAUGGUGUAUCUAUCAACGCACUGUCAUUACAGAAUGAGCCUCUGAAUUAUCAAGGUACCUUCCGUUACCCUCAGACUGGCAUGGUAGCUGACCAGGUAAUCAGGCGGCACCACAGCAAUGUACCUUGACCCAGCGGAUGCGGCAGCUAUACUCAAUCACGGCCUGGGCGCUUUGCUGAACGAUCGCAACAUCGCUCUCUUUGCGUACGACCAUAACACCGAUCAAACAGCGUACCCAAUGGUCAUGAUCCAGCGAGCUCCCAAGUACGUCGACGCAGCGGCAUGGCAUUGCUACGCAUAUCUUGCCAAUUACUCCGUCAUGGACGACUUUUAUUAUGCAUAUCCCGACAAACCGCAGUUCAUGACUGAGUGCUCGUCAUACUUGCCAAAGACAGGUAGCAUCGAUUGGCAAGUGGCGAAUGCUUUCAUGCCCAGUAUCCAACACGGGGGUUCUGGAGCGAAUAUGUGGGUCUUGGCCACUGAUCCGGAUUACGGGCCUCACUCUCCGUAUGGAGGAUGCGCUGGGUGCCAGGGAGCGGUGUGAUGAGUUCAAGACGCCAUUCUUGACAAUGCUGACUUGUUCUAGGUCAUCGUCAACUCAUCCUCGAGCUACAUGAGGACGAAUAAUUACUACAUGGUCGGCCAGUUCAGUCGCUUUAUUCGUCGAGGCUCCACAGCCUAUAACAUUGUGAAGGGCAACGAGGGGAGCCACCUUUCCCCCAACCAGUUUAACACCUUUGCCGCGCAGAAUUUAGAUGAUUCUUGGGCGAUAGUCUUCGUCAAUAAUAUGAACAGAACGGAGAACGUCCGCCUAUCCUUUACUGGGAGCGACAGCGUUUGGGAAGGUGUCGUGCCAAAUGCGACCGUAACGACUUGGAUUUUACCGUGCGAUAAUGUCAUGAGAGGCGACAGAGCCGCCAAUGCAACGUCGCCUGCGAGCUACCCGUUUGCCAAUGGAACGUCUCCGUGGAACGGGCCAACGGGCACCGGGAGGGCGUCGAAUGAAAUUUGCAAAUUGCCGCCGGUGACCACUGCGGCAUCCUCAUCUGCAAGCUCGUCAAGUACGCCGCUGGUGCCAGUGCCAAACCAGGGGCAUGUGGUUGAGCAGAACGUGUUGGGUCUCGAGACCAACAGGGAGAAUCGGUAUUGCUAA
This is a messenger RNA of Lecanosticta acicola, 1699 nucleotides long. NCBI's taxonomy places the organism in Eukaryota, Fungi, Ascomycota, Dothideomycetes, Mycosphaerellales, Mycosphaerellaceae. The record is from the annotation of a GenBank genome assembly.